Fundulus heteroclitus (mummichog) is the source of this 2080-nucleotide messenger RNA. RefSeq names its product eukaryotic translation initiation factor 2D (gene eif2d). The record is from RefSeq and is a predicted model, not a curated record. The transcript has 15 exons. Bases 186 to 1979 code for a protein of 597 amino acids. Lineage: Eukaryota; Metazoa; Chordata; Actinopteri; Cyprinodontiformes; Fundulidae. Gene Ontology annotation, biological process: translational initiation; formation of translation preinitiation complex. Gene Ontology annotation, molecular function: translation initiation factor activity; RNA binding.
UGCGUCGAACCGAGCGACACCGGAUCGUUGCAAAGCUAUUCAGAAACAGUGGAAACAUGUUGCUGCGGGGGGAAAUGUUGUGAGUUUUUUUUUUUUUUUUUUGACGCGUUCAAACCACGGAGGCUUUGUGGUGGACGCGGUGAAGUAGUCGCUGUAAAAAAAAAAGGGGGACAAUUUGUGCAAAGAUGUUUGCCAAACCGUUUCGUGUCAAAUCCAACACUGUACUCAAAGGAUCAGAGAGGAGGAAGCUGAAAGCUGACCUGUCAGCGGCGUUUCCGUCACUCUCUGCUGCCGACCUGUCUGAGCUCGCCCCCAAUAAAGAAGAGAUCAACGUUGUGAGGAUUUAUGCACACAAAGGAGAAUCUGUGACCCUUUAUGUUCUUCACAAAAACCCUCUCUUCUUUGAGCUGGAGAAACGACUUUACCCUACAGUGUACGUGCUUUGGCGAUACCCCGCUCUCCUGCCAGUGUUUAGAACAUGGGCCCCUGUGCUUCAGAAGUUGAUCGGCGGGGCCGAUCUCAUGCUGCCAGGUGUGGUGAUGCCUUCAUGCGGGCUCCCAGAUGUGAAACAAGGGUCCUGCUGUGCUGUUGCAAUUGUGAAUAAUAGGGCUCCUGUUGCCGUUGGCAAAGCAGCUUCGUCAAGCGCAGAGAUGCUGAGCUCGGGUAUGAAAGGGAGAGGAGUGUGUGUUCUCCACACGUACAUGGAUUACCUCUGGGCAUUUGGAGAUAAAUCAACUCCUCCCUCUUUACCGGAUGACGUUGACGAAGCAGAGGAUGCAAACGGAGAGGAAUGUGAAGUCAGUCAGGAAGAGGAAUAUAGAGAGGAUGAUGUUGGGAAGCGUGUGGAGGAGCAGCAGAGCUCUGGGGAAACCAUCACAGGUCAAGUCGUGGCUUGUCGCGGCUUUGAGGAGCUGAGUCUCACUGAGAAGGAGGAAGACAAAGUGGACAGCAGCAACGGAAACGGAGAGGAGAACCACGACGAGCCGAAAACCCCACAAGAGGAAAUGGAUGCCCUGCUGCUGCAGUGCUUCCUGCAUGCUCUGAAGCGCAAGGUCAAGAAGGCGGAUCUUCCUCUGCUGACCAGUACAUUUCUCCGCAACCACAUGUUCACCUGCUGCCCGAGCGGAAAGCAACUUGAUAUCAAGAAAUCCAGUUAUAAAAAGCUGUCCAAAUUUCUACAAGUCAUGCAGCAGCAGCAUAAUCUUGUUCAAGUGAAAGAGCUCUCCAAGGGCGUGGAGAGCAUCGUGGAGGUGGACUGGAAAAAUCCACAACUGAGGUCCUUCAGCGUUCCAGAGGAGGCAGGUGUUGAAGAAGCGGUGGUGCAGAGUGGCGGAGAAGGAGAAGCCCAGUACCAGCCGCCAGAGAUCACGACUCUGUACUCGGUCUCUGCUCGUUUGGAGCCACUGUUUCUGGACGCAAAUAAGAGGAAAGGAACAACGAUGCAUCCUGCUGAAGUCAGAAGCAUAAUCACUGAAUAUGUGAAGAGAAACGAGCUGGUGAAUGAAAAUAAUAAGAAUUACGUGAAUAUAAACCCGACUCUGUGUGACUGCUUACUGGAGAAAUCAGAAUACCAGGAGGUAGAGUCUCUCAAAUGGGACGACCUUUUUAGCAGAACAUUGGAAAGAAUGCAAGAGUGCUAUCAGGUUAUGUUCCCGGGACAAGCAGCGAUUGUAAAGAAGGGUCACAUUGAGCCAAUAGACAUCUCUGUGGCUUCUCGAGGCUCUAACAAGAAGGUGACUCUGAUAAAGAAUUUGGAGGUGUACGGUUUGGAUCCUGCAGCAGUUGCGUCUGCUCUGCAGCACAGAGUCCAAGCCAGCUCUGUCUUACAGCUCCUCCCUGGAGCUAAAGACAGAGUCCAGGUCCAGGUUCAGGGUAACCAGGUUCAUCAGGCCGGAAAUUUGCUGCUUGAUCAUUAUCAAAUUCCCCGCAAGUACAUCCAGGGACUGGACAAAGCUCCCAAAAGUGGGAAAAAGAAGUAGCAUUCAAUUUUUCUGUGGCAGCUUUUUAUUGUGAUCAAAGCUGUAUUAUCAUGUGAAGUGUUUGGUUGCCCAUGCUUUAAUAAACUGCAUCCACUACCACA